This is a messenger RNA of Emiliania huxleyi CCMP1516, 1881 nucleotides long. RefSeq lists its product as hypothetical. The record is from RefSeq and is a predicted model, not a curated record. NCBI's taxonomy places the organism in Eukaryota, Haptophyta, Isochrysidales, Noelaerhabdaceae. The coding region runs from base 1 to 1806 and encodes 601 amino acids. The transcript is spliced from 6 exons.
AUGCCGGACGCUCUUAUCGAUGUGCCGCACCGGGUGCAGCUUCCAGGAACGGCCUGCGCUCUGUACUCUCUCGGCAUGGUGAUGGACUACUGGCACGCCCACGACUCGGCCAACCCGACGGCGCUCGUGUGCGACAAGGACGAGUCGCUCCAGCGGCUGGAGCCGCACGUGUCUCGCUUCAGCUGCGCGCCGACGACGCCUCGGCGGCUCCUGGACGUGGCAAUCGCCCUCGGCCACACGCACAACGGCUCUUGCUGGUCCGCCUCCCACUUGGUGGAGCUGGCCGCGUCGUUUGGGUACGCGGCCCGCGCGGUGCACAGGGCCUCGGCCGCUGACCUCAAGGCGGUCCUCUCCUCGGGCCACCCGCCGCUCGUCAUCUUUGACGUUGACCUGUGGACGGGCGACCCGGUGCUCGCCGGGGGCGGCGCGGCGCACGUCGGCGAGCUGGUGGUGGACCCGUCCCUCCGGCUGGGCGGCACAGUCGAGGCGGUGCUUGGGCGGGUCCUGAAGGGGUGGGUGCUGGCGGUGCUCGGGCGUGUCCCGGAGGGCUGGCUGAGACGAGUGAGGCUGCCGGCGGAGGCGGCGGGAGGCGGGGCGGCGGGCAGCGAGGCGGCGGGCAGCGAGGCGGCGGGAGGCGGGGCGGAGGCGCUUCAGCUGGUGGCGGGCAAGUCCCUCAACAUCGAGCGCUGCCUCGGCGGCUGCCUGGUCGAGGUGCUGCACGCGACGCCGAUCCCGCCGGCGGUUCGCGAGCCGGAGGACGACGAGCCGGCGUGCGGCGCGGCGGCGGCGGAGGCGUGGGUGUUUGGGCGCGCGGUGCGGCUGCGGGUGCCGCACCGCUUCCAGCUCGGCGAGGUCGGGUGCGGGCUGUACGCCGUGGGAGUGCUGAUGGACUACUGGCACGCGCAGGACAGAAGCCACCCCACGGCCCUCGUCAAGCAGAUGGACUUGCCCGCCGCCGCCGAGGGCGCGAGGGCCGCCGCCGCGUGCUUGCGGGACGGAGGCGGCAGCGCGGCGCUGCGCGCGGCGCGGCGGCUGGCGCACCACGCAUGGGGAGAGGGGGAGGGCGAGUUUGUGGAGGAGAGGCUGCUCGACUUGCUCGCGAAGCGGGUUGGCGGCUCCGUGUACGGCGAGGCGUACGCGUGCGAGUACUUGGCAGAGGUGGCGCGCCUGGUGGGCUACCGCGCGAGGGUGCACCGCGCCGCCCGCAUCGAGGCGCUGUGGGCGUGCCUCGACGCGGGCCACCCCGUGGCGGUCUGCGUCGACAUCAACAACACGCGCACCUUCCUCCCCGACAUGCUGGGCGGGCAGCACACCCACUUCGCCGUGGUGGAGGGCUACUUCGACGCGGCGCCGUCCGCCGACGAGCGGCCGCGUCGUUUCCUGCUGGUGCAGCAAACCAACCGGCGCGCACCGUCGCCGAGCGUGUGGCCGCUCGACGUCUUUGAGGCCUCGUGGCGCGGCGGCGGGUGGCGGGGCAGGUACCGCAAGCGGCGCCUUCCGCCGCGGGUUGCGGCGCAGCUGUCGUGGCGGCUGCCGGAGGCCGCCGCGACCGGCGGCGACGCGGCGGUCGGCGGCAGGGCGGCGCGGGGCGGGCGGCUCGUGCUCGACAGCCGAGCGGAGCCGCUCGAGGGUGAUGCGCUCGCCUCGCUGCACCGCCAGCUGAUUGCUGCGGGCGUGCUGCAGCCGACGGGCGAGGCCGACGGCAGCGUGCGGCUGGCGCCCGGGGCGGAGCUGCACCACCACGACGAGCUGAGGCAGAGCCUCAUUGAGGUUGUGCCAGAAGGGCACGCUUUUGCAGGGGUGUGACCGCGCAUGUGAUCGGAGGAGUGCGCCCAUGCCACUGUGGGAUUUCUCAAGGUUUUAUCUUAUGUGAUGCAUGUG